AUGCUGCUCUUUUUCAAGUUCCUGAUCUCUGUGAUCGCCUUCCUUGCCGCCUGUGUUCUUCUUCCCCAGUUCUCCCUGGGACUGUUCCGUGUUGUGCUCCGCGGCAUGGGAUGGGUGAUUCGGAAGAGGACACAGGCUCGCAGGGAGGCCAUAUUGGCUCGUGUCCGGGCAGAUGAGGAUUUACUCUCAAAACAACCCAAAGUGGCCUCCACCAGUGCGAUGUUAGCAGAAGAUGAGGAUUGGGAGAAGGUCAGUUCGGGUGACAGCAGCUCUGGAUCAGCUAGCCAGAGUUUCCAGCAGGCUGGUGUAGACGAAUGGACUGGGAUUAUUGGCUUCUUCCAUCCAUUCUGCAACGCCGGCGGAGGGGGAGAACGUGUCCUCUGGGAGGCUGUCCGAGCUACGCAAAGACGGUGGCCUAAAGCCGUUUGUGCUAUCUACACCGGCGACUUGGAUGUUACCAAAGCAGCCAUGCUGGAGAGAGUCCAGAACCGCUUCAACAUUCAACUGCACGCCCCAACAGUAGAGCUGCUCUAUCUGACUACCCGGAAAUAUGUCCAAAGUAGCAUGUAUCCGUACAUGACUCUUCUAGGCCAGUCCCUCGGUUCGCUGAUUGUGGGCUACGAUGCUUUCACGCUUCUCGUGCCCGACGUCUUCAUCGACACCAUGGGCUACGCAUUCGCAGUUGCCUUUUGCAAGCUCCUUUUCCCCUCAGUCCCAACAGGUGCCUACGUGCACUACCCCACUAUCUCCACCGACAUGCUCCAGUCUCUAGACGACCAAACAGGCCUUAAGGGCGUCAAUUCCGGCGCAGGAGCAGGUCUCAAAGGCACGCUCAAGCGCAAAUACUGGCUCGCCUUCGCCCGUCUCUACGGCUGGAUCGGCAGUCACGUCGAUGUCGUUAUGUGCAAUUCGUCCUGGACAUCAGCGCACAUCCGCUCCAUCUGGGGCCCCUCACGGCAUACCCCCUUCCUAUCAUCUCACACCACCAACUACAAAGACCCAGUCGUCGUCUUUCCCCCAACCGCCGUCUCAGACAUCCAAUCCACUAUCCCGGUGACCCCUGAGACAGAGAAAACGCGCACUCCCACUCUCCUGUAUAUUGCCCAGUUCCGGCCCGAAAAGAACCACCCUCUCAUCCUCCGCUCCUUUGCCCGUUUCCUCGAGCGCCACAACAAGACCUCGCCAACCGGGCAAGGACAAGACUCCCAACCCCACCUCAUCCUAGUCGGCACUGUCCGCCCCUCCAGCCCAGACGAAACCCACAUCUACAACCUCCGCCUCCUCGCCCACGAACUCCGCAUCCGCAACAACACUACCUUCCUCUGCGACGCCUCCUGGCCAACCAUCCUCUCGCAUCUCGGCUCUGCCUCCAUCGGCGUAAACGCCAUGUGGAACGAACACUUCGGUAUCUGUGUCGUCGAGUAUCAAGCCGCCGGGCUGAUCGCUGUGGUCCAUGACUCUGGCGGUCCGCGCGAGGAUAUCCUCGUCGACCUCCCCGAGUCCGAGUCUCUCAAGGAUGGAAGUGAAAUUGGCGGACGGGCCACUGGAUUCCGCGCAACGACGGAAGAAGAGUUCGCGGAUGCGUUUGAGAAGGCACUGUCUCUUAGUGCAGAUGAGAAGGUUGCUAUGCGGUUGAGGGCGCGCAAGUCCGCGUUGAGGUUUACGGAGGAGGAAUUUUCGAAGAAGUGGGUCGGUGAGGUUAGGAAGUUGGUUGAUAUGACUCAAAAGGCGUAG
This is a messenger RNA of Aspergillus mulundensis, 1734 nucleotides long. RefSeq names its product alpha-1,2-mannosyltransferase ALG11. The record is from RefSeq and is a predicted model, not a curated record. Gene Ontology annotation, biological process: protein N-linked glycosylation. Gene Ontology annotation, cellular component: endoplasmic reticulum membrane. Gene Ontology annotation, molecular function: GDP-Man:Man(3)GlcNAc(2)-PP-Dol alpha-1,2-mannosyltransferase activity. The transcript is spliced from 3 exons. Lineage: Eukaryota; Fungi; Ascomycota; Eurotiomycetes; Eurotiales; Aspergillaceae. Bases 1 to 1734 code for a protein of 577 amino acids.